UCUGCCUAGCAACCGAUGACGCGGGGGGGGCGCGGGGCGCGGCCAUUGGCGGAGCCGGGCGGCGGGGGAGCAGCGUUGGGAUGGGGGCUGCGGGCGGGCGAGGGGCGCUGCUGGGAGCCCUGCUCGGGGUGGCCCUGGUCGGCGCCGCCACCCCCGAGCCACCAGUGCACAGCCUGUCCGAGGUGCUCUUCUGCCAGCCGGACAUGCCCUCGCUGGGGCUGGCGGUGACGUUCGACAACGAGCAGCUCUUCUGGUUCGACGCCCCCCUGUCGCGGUGGCAGCCGCGCCUGCCCGACUUCCCCGCGUGGCCCGAGGCCACCGAGCCGCCGUCGGAGCUCGUCCACGACACCACGCUGUGCCAGAACAUGCUCGAGUCCCUCACCGCCUUCACUUCGAAGUAUUUGCCCAUGGCUGAAGCCAAGGGCAUCCCGGUGGCCAACGUCUUUCUGAAGCGCCCGCUGGAGCUCGGCCGGCCCAACACGCUGGUGUGCAUGGUGGGGAACAUCUUCCCGCCCGCCGUCACCAUCGGCUGGCAGCGGGACGGCGUCCCCGUCACCGACGGCGUCACCGACACCACCUACACCCCCAUCGAGGACCUGGGCUUCAUGCGCUUCUCCUACCUGGAGGUGACGCCCCGCGCCGGGGACGUCUACUCCUGCACUGUCACCCGCGAGCGGGACAACACCUCCGUGCUCGCCUACUGGGUGCCGCAGGACCCCGUCCCCUCCGACGUGCUGGCCACGGCGCUGUGCGGCGCUGCCAUGGCGCUGGGCAUCCUGCUGGCACUGGUGGGGCUGGCGCUGCUGGUGGCCACCUACCGACACCGCCACGGUUGAGUGCUCGGCGUGGGGACGGAGCCGAGCCGGUGCCACGGUGCAAUUAAAACCCCUUCGUUUGCA
Messenger RNA from Anas platyrhynchos (mallard), 899 nucleotides. RefSeq names its product class II histocompatibility antigen, M alpha chain. Lineage: Eukaryota; Metazoa; Chordata; Aves; Anseriformes; Anatidae. Gene Ontology annotation, cellular component: MHC class II protein complex; membrane. Gene Ontology annotation, biological process: immune response; antigen processing and presentation. The record is from RefSeq and is a predicted model, not a curated record.